AGGCAAUCUAUUUAUCAGGCUUUAAGGCUUUUGGCCACCUAGGAAGAAGAAGAAGAAAGCUUUUGUUAUGUCUAUAAUAUAUAGACUCUAUAUGUAGAUAAACAAGUUAUCCUUUUUUCUUAGAAGACUUUUUCUAUGGUUUACGCGUAUACGAUUUUUAUCUAUGAUUUUGACUUUUUCAUUAUGGUUUUCAAAUGUGCUGUAGUUAAUUGUAGAAAUACUAAUAAAGAGGCAAUUCUACACUCUUUUCCUAAAGAUCCUGAGCUAUUCAACAUGUGGGUUGAAGCAAUCCAAAGGAAAGACAUCACUAUGUCUAGGAGGAUAACAUCAAAGGUGUGUGAUCUUCAUUUUUCAGAUAAAAUGAAAUUUGCCACAAAUCGAAAUAGAACCAAUAUUAGGGCAAAUGCAUUUCCAGACCUACGAUUGCCAGUAAAUAAUAUGAUGGAAGAGGAGGAGGUCCAUUUAUUCGAUGACUUUGUCACUGAAGACAGUAUUUACCUCAUAAACUCUGAGGGUGUAGAAAAGGACAACCAAUCACUUUUAGACCCUUUGAAUACCAUUAAUAAAGUACAAAGUCCUAUUGAACCAAAAAAUACUGGAAAUUAUGAAGAACUUAAAAAUGAUUGUUGUGUUGAGACUGCAGUUGAUGAAAGUUGUAAAGAAAGUGAAGCAACUGAUACAGAUGUUGAUGAUGAUGAUGAUGAUGAGGAUUCAUCCACUUCUGAAAAUAAGGAAAAAAACAAUGAGGUUAGAAGAUCCACAAGAAGUAAAAAAAAAAUUGUCACAAUAGUUGAUGGUGAUAGCGAUGAAGAACGUGACUUUUCUGCCGAUGAAGAUUCAUCGUACACUCCUGAAGAUGAAGAAGAUACAGGAAAAAGAUAUAAUCGACGAAUUAAAUCAGGAUCUAAAAUCAACGAUAGUGACGAACAAAGUGACGAUUCCGAUCCUGGAGAUGAAAGUGAAAAAAUGCAAUGCAAUAUCAAAGAAGAAGGUAGUGAUAGUGACUUUUCUGAAGAUGAUAAAAAUUCCCUACAUAAUGAAGAUGAAGAAGAUGAUGAUGAAGCCACGUUUGAGACGAAAAUUGAAGUGGAAAAUCAUGGGGUUAAAUAUGAUGAUGAAGAUGAAUCAGGGUCUGACAGUGAAGUUUUAAAUAAAGAAGACACGAAAAAUACUGUCGAAAAAAAUAGUACUUCCGAAGUCAGAAAAAGGAAGUCGAUAAAAGACAACAAACACCGUUGUCUGCAUUGUUCAAAAGCUUACACAAGAAGAUCUACUUUAAAACAGCACAUUCAGAACCAUCAUGGCGAUCCCUUACAAAGAAUUACAUACAAAUGUCCGCAUUGCCCAAAGGCUUACACAAAAAAGACUGCUUUAAAAUGUCACGUUCAAAACCAUCAUGGCGAUCCCUCCCAAAGAAAAAAAUACAAGUGUCCACAUUGCGACAAACUGCUAUCGAGUAUGGGAUGUAUAACGACGCACAUAAAAUCACAACACAUGUCGGUUACAUACAGUUGUUCACAUUGCUCGAAAAAGUAUAAAACAAAGCAUAACCUAAAAUAUCACGUCCGAGUCGAACACGGCGAUCCCCUACAAAGGGAACGGUACAAGUGUGCGCAAUGUCCGAAAGCUUUCACAAGAAAUGAUUGGUUAAAACUCCACGUUCAAAACCAACACGGCGAUCCCCUUAAACAAAUUAAAUACAAAUGUCCGCAAUGCCAAAAAGAUUUUUCGAGAAGAGUUUAUUUAAAUAAACACGUUGAAAACCAACACGGCGAUCCCGUGGAAAGAAUCAGAUACCAAUGCCCGCAUUGCCCGAAAGCUUUAACAAAACGUUCUUAUUUAAAACUCCACGUUGAAAGGCAACAUGGCGAUCCCCUGCUAAGAAAAAAGUUCAAGUGUCCGCACUGCCCGAAAACGUACUCGGUCGGGAAAACUUUAAACGACCACAUGAAAGGCCAACACGGCAACUCCGCGCAAAGAAAAAAGUACGCGUGUCCGCAUUGCGGCAUAGUACUCCUAAAUGGAUCGGCUAAACUCGCGCACAUCCGGUUAAAACACGAGGGCUUCAGGGUCACUUGCCCGCAUUGCCCGAAAACGUUCUCGCAAAAAUACAAGUUAAAUCAGCACCUCAAAAACAAACAUGGCGAUCCGAAAGAGCACAAGUGCGCACAGUGCGACAAAAAGUUCACAGAAAAAGACUACUUAACGCGACACGUUAAAGUAAAACAUGAAGGAUAUAAAUACGCGUGCGCACAUUGCCCGAAAACCUAUAAACAUGAACAAAUAUAUAAACAGCACGUCGAAAGCCAACACGGCGAUCCCAUGCAAAGGAAAAAGUACGACUGUUCGCAAUGCGACAAAACUUUUUCUACCGUACAAAGUUUAAAACGUCACGUUCAAACGACACACAAAGGCUACAAAUUCCGCUGCCCACAUUGCCCACAAACGUACAUUAACAAGGCAAACUUGGACAAGCACCUUCAAAUCUUACAUGGCGUGCAAAAAGAAAAAUACAAAUGUCCACUUUGCGACGAACAAUUCUCCACUAGGCAAAGUAGAGGCGCGCACUUCGAACAAAAACACGACGGCCACCGUUACAAAUGCCCACAUUGCCCGAAAACUUUCAAAAGAAACGAGCAGUUGAAACUUCACCUCCAAGACCAGCACGAGAAUGCCUUGCUGAGAAAAAAAAUCAAAUGUCCGCAGUGUGCGAAGAGUUUCCUAAGAAGAACCUACCUAAUCCGGCAUAUUAAAAUAAAGCACGGCGGUUUUAAAUGCAAGUGUCCUCAUUGCCCGAAAAAAUUCACAAGAAGUGAUGGUUUGAAACGGCAUGUCCAAGAUCAACAUUCCGUAAAAAGAAAAAAAUACAAAUGUCCGCAUUGCCGGAAAGCUUUGACAAGCAGGGCUAAUUUAAACCACCACGUUCAAAACCAACAUGGCGAUGCACUAAAAAGAAAAAAAAUCAAUUGUCAGCAUUGCGACAAAAUUUUCCUAACGAAACACGGGUUGGCAGGGCACAUGAAAAUAGCACACGAAUGUUAAAUAUUGACAGGUAAAAAUUCCUUAAAACUCAAACAUUCUGUUAAAAGGUCCUUAUCAAGGUAGGAUUUUUUUUGGUACAGUAUACAGUACAGUAUCAUUAUCAACCAUAGUGAUUGUCUUAAAUUAAUUAUUAACUUUUUCUUAAUUAAUACCUAAUUAUGAUUUUUAUAUAAAAACAUGUACACCUCUAGAACUUUCUACAGUUUAUUUUUUAAAGUAUGGAGUCUUUACAAUAAUUUACCAAGUGAUAUAAAAAUAUGUGAUAAUUUAAAAAUCUUUAAGAAAAUGUUU
This is a messenger RNA of Brassicogethes aeneus, 3333 nucleotides long. NCBI's taxonomy places the organism in Eukaryota, Metazoa, Arthropoda, Insecta, Coleoptera, Nitidulidae. The record is from the annotation of a GenBank genome assembly.